Abrus precatorius (Indian licorice) is the source of this 606-nucleotide messenger RNA. RefSeq lists its product as uncharacterized. The record is from RefSeq and is a predicted model, not a curated record. Bases 1 to 606 code for a protein of 201 amino acids. NCBI's taxonomy places the organism in Eukaryota, Viridiplantae, Streptophyta, Magnoliopsida, Fabales, Fabaceae. Gene Ontology annotation, molecular function: protein binding. The transcript has a single exon.
AUGUCAACACCAAUUGAAGGAUCGGAAGUUGAUGGGCAUCAAUUCUCAGUGUUCCGAGUAUGCGUGUUGGAAGGAAGAUGGGAUUAUGCUUUUCCAGCAUAUAAAAAUAAUAGUGUGUUUCACAAAAUAAAAAUAAACGAAAGUAGAGGAACUGCACUACACAUGGCUGUGAAUGAUGGAAAAGCUGAACUUGUCAAUAGGCUUGUAAAUGUAAUCAUAGAACAUGAAGGAAGGGAAGGAUUGAAGAGUGAUAGUGCAUUAAAAUCAACCAAUGAGAGAGGGGAUACACCUUUGCAUCUUGCUGCCUCAAGAGGGUUCAUUGGUAUGUGUAAAUGCAUCAUAGGGGAACAUGGAGAAAGAAAGGAUUUGAUUAAGGCUUUGAACAAUAGGGGUGAGACACCUUUGUUUAGGGCUGUGCUCACUUGCCAAACACAAACCUUUGUGUAUCUUCAUCAUGUCUCCAAAGAUAUAGAUGUUCCACUUAGAAACAGUGAUGGUGAUACCAUCCUUCACCGUGCCAUUUGGAGAGAAUUCUUGGGUAAGCAUAUAUUUUUUAUCACUAAUGCAAGCUAUUUUUACAUGUUGAUAAUCCAAAUAUGUACCUGA